GCAAUUGCUUGUAAGAUCCACCCAACCUUUUUUUUUUUUUUCUUAAAGCCACAAUCCCUUCUGUGCAGGAGGUUCCCACUUGUAUUACUGCCUCCUGCAGAGGAGCAGUCGCAGCCUGGAGCUCUCUGCAGCUGAAGUCACUUACAGCCUUCCUCUGCACACAGUCAGCGCUCUGCAACCAUGCUCAGGGUCUUGGUGGAGUCAGCUUCUAAUGUUCCUAAAACCAAGCUUGGGAAGCCGGAUCCUAUAGCGACCAUCACCUUCAGAGGAGAGAAAAAGAAAACAAAAUCCAUCGACAAUGAACUUAACCCAGUAUGGAAGGAGCUUCUUGAGUUUGACCUGAAGGGACUACCCCUCGACUUCUCCUCAUCAUUGGACAUCACUGUGAAGGAUUUUGAAACAAUCGGAAAAGACAAGUUGAUUGGCAACACAACUAUAUCACUGAAGGAACUUGUUGGAGGAGCAGGUCGUUCCCUUCCCUUUAAAGGCUUGGCUCUGAUGACUGACAAGGGGCAGCCCACUGGGGCCACUAUUGAUUUAAUAGUCUCCUAUGAACCUCCGGCAUCCAACAGCAAUCCAAAUGACCCAGGAGGGACAAAUGUGCCAACAGAUGCAGAUAAUGAAGAUGAAGAAGAUGGAGAUGUUGUUGAUUCAGGAUUUAACCCAUACAUGCCUGGGGUUCCUGGUCAGACCGAAAAUCAAAUUUCCAGACGUCUAACAAAAGGAAAGAAAACCAGGAGGAUCCUGUCCAACAAAGUUCAAGAUUUCCAAAUCAGGAUUCGAGUGAUUGAAGGGCGGCAGUUGACUGGGAACAAUAUAAAACCUGUGGUGAAGGUCAGCGUAGCCGGACAGACCCACAGAACAAGAAUCAAAAGAGGAAACAACCCCUACUUUGAUGAGCUUUUUUUCUACAAUGUGAACAUGACCCCAUCAGAGCUGUUUGAUGAAUCGGUAAUACUGCGGUUGUUCAAUUCCGGCUCGAUAAGAGCUGACAGCAUGAUCGGAGAAUUUAAGCUUGAUAUCGGCUUUAUAUACGAUGAACCCAGUCAUGCUGUUAUGCGAAAAUGGGUUCUCCUUCAUGAUCCUGAAGACUUGAGCUCUGGAGCCAAAGGAUACCUAAAAGUCAGCAUGCUUGUUAUAGGCACUGGAGAUGAGCCCCCUAUGGAGAAAAGAGAAAAAGAUAAUGAAGCUGAUGAUAUUGAAAGCAAUCUCCUCCUUCCUACUGGAGUGGCACUGAGAUGGGUGACCUUCUUACUUAAGAUCUACAGAGCUGAGGACAUCCCACAGAUGGAUGAUGCAUUUGCGCAGUCAGUUAAGGAACUUUUUGGCGCAGACUCGGAUAGGAAAAAUUUAGUUGACCCAUUUGUGGAAGUGGGCUUUGCUGGGAAGAAGGUCUGUACAAAAACAAUUGAAAAAAAUGCUAAUCCAGAAUGGAACCAGGCGGUCAAUCUUCAGAUCAAGUUUCCGUCUAUGUGUGAGAACAUAAGGCUCACUGUAUUUGACUGGGACAGACUUACCAAGAAUGAUGCAAUUGGAUCAACUAUUCUGAGUUUGUCUAAAAUCGCUGCAUCAGGUGGUGAUAUUGAAGACAGUGAGACUACGGGAGUUGGGUCUACAGCACUGGAAGGUGUAUACCGUGGAGGUAGUGACAAGGAGGUUGGAUUCCUACCCACUUUUGGACCUUGUUACCUUAAUCUGUAUGGAAGCCCGAGAGAAUUCACUGGAUUUCCUGACCCAUAUGAUGAUCUCAACUUGGGAAAGGGAGAAGGGGUUGCUUACCGGGGAAGAGUCCUUGUAGAACUGAUAACCAAACUUGACGGCACACCUGGUAAGAAGAUUGAGGAUAUCCCAAGUGACGAUUUACUAGUGGUAGAGAAAUACCAGCGCAGGAGGAAGUUCUGCUUGUCCGCCGUCUUCCAUUCAGCCACCAUGUUGCAGGACAUAGGUGAAGCCAUACAGUUUGAAGUCAGCAUCGGCAAUUACGGCAAUAAAUUUGACAGCACUUGUAAACCUCUUGCAUCAACGACUCAGUACAGCCGUGCAGUGUUCGAUGGUAACCUCUACUACUACCUCCCAUGGUCAUCCACUAAACCUGUGGUAACACUAACUUCCUACUGGGAAGACAUUUGUCAUCGAUAUGAUAUUGUCAAUAUCUUGCAGGCAAUGACAGAAAGGCUGCAUUCCAACAUCUCUGCACUAAAAUCGGCAAUACAUGCAAAGGUUCCUGAUGCGAGGCUGGCAGAAAUAUGGCUGACGUUGAUUGAUCAGCUAAUUGAAGACACAAUGAGACCGCUACCUUCUUUGGAUGGAAAGUCCCAUGUCACAAUGCUUGACAUGCAGCUUGUUAAACUCAGACAGACUUCCCUCAAGCUGAUUGGGGAGGCAGCCAUGCGGAUGAGGGAAGAAGCGACUGAUGUAAAGUCCACACUGACAGAUCUAGAGGACUGGCUAGAAAAACUGCAACAAAUUUCUGAAGAGCCUCAGAACAGUAUGCCUGAUGUGAUUAUCUGGAUGAUUAGAGCUGAGAAAAGACUGGCAUAUGCCCGCAUCCCUGCCCACCAAGUUCUCUUCUCAUCCACUAGUGAAGAAGCCUGCGGUAAAUACUGUGGGAAGACUCAGACAAUCUUCUUGCAGUACCCAAUGGAUAAAAAUAAAGGUACAAAGAUUCCAGUUCAGUUAAGAGUCAACAUAUGGCUGGGGCUGUCUGCAGUGGAGAAGAAAUUUAACAGCUAUGCAGAAGGGACCUUCAGUGUGUACGCCGAGAUGUAUGAAAACCAAGCGAUGAUGUUCGGGAAAUGGGGCACCACAGGUCUGCUGAACCGUCCCAAGUUCUCUGAUGUCACAGGAUCAAUCAAACUGAAAAGGGAGAGCUUCCUCCCACCUAAGGGCUGGCAGUGGGAAGGAGACUGGAUUGUGGAUCCUGAGCGGAGUUUACUGACUGAAGCAGACGCUGGUCACAGUGAAUUUACUGAUGAAGUCUUUCAGAAUGAGAGCCGAUACCCUGGUGGUGACUGGAAACAAUCUGAUGAUACAUACACUGAUGUGAAUGGAGAGAAAAGCCGUUCUCCCAUGGAGUUUGAAUGCCCAUAUGGUUGGGUAUGGGAAGACGAUGCCUGGAUCUAUGACAUUAAUAGGGCUGUGGAUGAGAAGGGGUGGGAAUAUGGAAUCACGAUUCCUCCAGAUAAUAAACCCAAAUCCUGGGUGGCUGCUGAGAAAAUGUACCACACUUACCGCCGCCGGAGACUAGUGAGGAAGAGGAGGAAGGACCUGACCGUCACCGCUGCUGCUAAAAUGGCAACCCUUUCCCAAGAUGAACGCGAAGGCUGGGAAUACGCCUCCCUCAUAGGCUGGAAAUUUCACUUGAAACAACGCAGCUCUGACACCUUCCGUCGCAGGCGCUGGAGAAGAAAAAUGGCCCCCGCUGACAGUAUCGGAGCUUGUGCCAUCUACAAACUUGAGGGAGCCCUUGGCGCUGAUCUUAGUCAAGAUGAAGAAGAGAGGAAGACUUCUGAGAAGGGGAAGGAGUCUGCCCUCAAUGUCUUUGGGGCAAACACACCCAUUGUGUCUUGCGCCUUUGCUGAAGUCCACAGUUACCAUCUUCGUUGCUACCUGUAUCAAGCUCGGAAUCUCACACCCAUGGAUAAAGACAGCUUCUCUGACCCCUAUGCACAUGUAUCAUUCCUUCACCGCAGUAAAACCACUGAGACAAUGCAUUUUACCCUGAACCCAACGUGGGACCAAACUCUAAUCUUCAAUGAAGUUGAUAUCUAUGGAGAUCCGCAUGCAGUAGCACAGAACCCGCCCGUUGUGGUCAUUGAAAUAUUUGACAGUGACCAAGUGGGGAAAGAUGAGUUUUUAGGCAGAAGCACAUGUUUACCUUUAGUGAAGCUGAAUCCUGGAAUCGACAUCACCCCGAAACUCAUAUGGUAUCCUGUGAUGAAGUCGGAAAAACAAUGUGGGGACAUCCUGGUGGCAGCCGAACUUAUUCUGCGUGACAAGGAUGGUUCAAACCUGCCAAUACUGCCAUCCCAGCGUGCUCCAAAACUAUACAUGGUGCCUCAGGGCAUCCGACCAGUGGUCCAGCUCACUGCCAUUGAGAUCCUCACAUGGGGAUUACGCAACAUGAAGAGUUUCCAGAUGGCAUCUAUCACUUCACCCAGUCUCAUUGUGGAGUGUGGCGGAGAAAUUGUUCAGUCUGCAGUUAUCAAGAACCUCAAGAAGACCCCCAACUUCUUAAGUUCUGUUCUCUUCAUGAAAGUGCUUAUUCCUAAAGAAGAAAUGUAUGUGCCCCCUAUCAUCAUUAAAGUGAUCGAUCAUCGGCCGUUUGGAAGGAAGCCAGUGGUGGGGCAGUGUACAAUCGACACACUAGAGCACUUCCGUUGCGAUCCAUAUGCUGCUCAAAUGGAUUAUGCUGCUGAAUCAAAAAUGGUGCUCCUGUCUUUUUCCCCUCCUCGGGAUGUGGUUAUAGAUGUGGAAGAUACCAAACCAUUGCUGGCAAAUCAGCAGCAAGACAAGUGGAAUCUCUUGAACCUCAAUAUGAGCAGUCCUGAAAAGCUUCAAGAAAAGGAAGACGAAGUUGUAGAUUGGUGGAGUAAAUAUUAUUCCUCCAUCGGAGAACCUGAAAAAUGCGGCCAGUAUUUGCAGAAAGGUUAUGAUACACUUAAGGUGUAUAACUGUGAGCUGGAGGAUGAGUUUAGCGGCCUGACAGAUUUUUGUGAAACCUUUAAGCUGUACAGAGGGAAGUCCGAAGACAGUGAUGAUCCAUCAGUAGUUGGAGAGUUUAAGGGAUCUUUCCGCGUAUACCCUCUCUCCGAUGACCCAAGUGUCCCAGCCCCUCCUCGACAAUUCCGAGAGCUGCCGGACAGCGGACCCCAGGAAUGCAUUGUUCGGAUCUACAUCAUCAGAGGUAUAGAUCUUCAACCCAAGGAUAGUAAUGGACUGUGUGAUCCAUACAUCAAAAUUACUUUAAGUAAGAAAGUAAUUGAGGAUCGGGAUAACUUCAUACCCAACACUCUAAAUCCAGUCUUCGGAAGAAUGUACGAACUGAGCUGCUUCUUACCUCAAGAGAAAGAUCUGAAGAUCUCGGUGUAUGACUAUGACGUUCUGACACGAGAUGAAAAAGUAGGAGAAACCACAAUAGACUUGGAAAACAGAUUCCUUUCACGGUUUGGAAGCCAUUGUGGGUUACCGCAGACCUACUGUGUAUCAGGGAUAAAUCAGUGGAGGGAUCAACUCAAACCUGCACAGAUCUUACAGAAUGUCGCCCGCUUAAAAGCUGUUCCUCCUCCUGUAUACUCAGAAAAUGGAACAAAAGCCACCUUUGCAGGCCGGGAGUAUUCACUGGAAAACUUUGAGGCGAACAAGAAAAUUAAUCAACACCUUGGACCUGCCAAUGAGAGACUUGCUCUGUAUAUUCUUCGAGGCCAGGGUCUCGUUCCAGAACAUGUUGAAACUCGGACAUUAUAUAGCACCUUCCAACCGAACCUUUCACAAGGUAAACUGGAAAUGUGGGUAGAUGUUUUCCCCAAAAGCUUAGGGCAGCCAGGACCUCCAUUCAACAUUGCACCACGCAAAGCUAAAAAGUACUUGCUCCGUGUAAUUGUUUGGAAUACAAAAGACGUUCUUCUUGAUGAGAAGAGUAUUACUGGAGAAGAAAUGAGUGAUAUUUACGUCAAAGGUUGGAUUCCUGGCAAUGAAGAAAAUAAGCAGAAAACAGAUGUGCACUAUCGGUCACUGGACGGUGAAGGAAACUUUAACUGGCGAUUUGUUUUCCCAUUUGAAUAUCUUCCAGCGGAGCAGCUCUGUGUUAUUUCUAAAAAGGAACAUUUCUGGAGCCUUGAUAAAACAGAAUUCAAGUUACCACCAAAACUAUUGCUUCAGAUUUGGGACAAUGACAAAUUCUCCUUGGAUGACUACUUGGGUUUUGUUGAACUCGAAUUACACCGCACAAUAAUACCAGCAAAAACCCCAGAAAAAUGCAGCUUGGAUAUGUCUGAUCUUGCCAAAUCCCCCAAGGUUGCUUCUCUUUUUGAGCAAAAGUCUAUGAGAGGAUGGUGGCCAUGCUAUUGUGAGAAGGAGGGAAAACGUAUCUUGGCAGGAAAAGUUGAGCUGACGCUGGAAGUGCUAAAUGAGAAAGAGGCAGAAGAAAGGCCAGCUGGCAAGGGACGGGAUGAACCCAACAUGAACCCCAAGUUAGACCUACCAAACCGACCAGACACCUCCUUCCUUUGGUUCACAAACCCAUGCAAGACAAUGAAAUUCAUUGUGUGGCGCAGAUUCAAAUGGUACUUCAUUGGUUUCAUCGUUUUGCUCCUGUUGCUGCUGUUCAUCUGUGUGUUCCUGUAUUCCUUGCCGGGCUAUGUUUCCAUGAAGAUUGUGAGACCAAAUGCAUAAAUAGAAACUUCAGCUGAACAAUCUUGAGAUCAGUGUUGGGCCCCAGUGCUGGCCUGGAUCCUGGAAGACCACCUUAAUAGACGUAACCUUGUUCACUUGUCUGUUAAAUAUAAUAAAUGAAUGAGACCUAAAACUAAGGUUAGCGAAGGUUCAUGGGGUCAUGACUUGUGUUUAAAAGUCUAUAUUUUUUUUUAAGUAAAUCCUUUUCACAAGUCCACCUCAGGUGUGGGUUCAUGAUCCUUGUACUCUCUGCUUUUCCCUCAACGUCCCAUGUAUCAAUCCAUUUAAUUUUUACUAAGAAGCUGGGCAGUGAAAGGGCAGGAUGUUCUCGCAGACUACAAUACUAUUUUAUGGAAAGUGUAAAGUGCAAUAAUAAAUAUUAGAAAUGUACAUGUAUAGAGGUCAAAUACAAAGCACUAUUUGUGUACUUUUUAUAUGUGUGUUUUUUUCAAUUGUAAUAAACUGCUGUUCACACUAAAUAAAUAUCACUAUUUUCCACA
Messenger RNA from Bufo gargarizans (Asiatic toad), 6893 nucleotides. It is a transcript of the gene MYOF, whose product is annotated as myoferlin. Gene Ontology annotation, cellular component: membrane. Gene Ontology annotation, biological process: plasma membrane organization. The coding region runs from base 181 to 6393 and encodes 2070 amino acids. The transcript has 55 exons. The record is from RefSeq and is a predicted model, not a curated record. NCBI's taxonomy places the organism in Eukaryota, Metazoa, Chordata, Amphibia, Anura, Bufonidae.